Molecule: messenger RNA, 285 nt
Organism: Didymodactylos carnosus
Lineage: Eukaryota; Metazoa; Rotifera; Eurotatoria; Philodinida; Philodinidae
Source: the annotation of a GenBank genome assembly
AUGCAGUCUUCAAUCCAAAGCCUUAUAAACCAAGAUGAAGAUGACGCAGACGCACUAUCGUGGUCUGUGUUUCGUAAAAUGUUAGUCUUUAUAUUAUUAUUAAUAGUUGCACCAUUAGGUUCUUAUUAUGCAUCAAAACAAUUGUUAUUCGAUGGUUUUUUUGAAAUGUCAAAUUCUAACAGCGAUUAUUAUGCAGUAUUUGUGACUGUUGUUGUGAUACAUAUCUUACUCAUUGGCUUUUUUAUUCUUGCAUUUCGUGGAUCACCCAAAAAGAAAUUACAUUGA